GAACUACUGCUCUGCUUUGUGUUUUCCCUUCCCCAUUCCUGUCUCUCUCCUCUUUCGUUUGGAUGCGUUGCAAAUAAACACACCUUCGUUCACGAUCUCUCCGCGCGUAGAUCAUCCCACGCACUGUCCACUCAUCCACCAUACCUCAGUACCAAGCAUGCGUUCUUCUCUCGUUGCCAGCAGCAUUCUGGCCGGCCUGGCUGCCUCGGUCAAUGCCAUAUCCACCAUUUCAAUCAAGGGCUCCAAGUUCUUCACCAGCGAUGGAGACCAAUUCUACAUCAAGGGCGUUGCAUACCAGUUGGUCCCCGAUGACCCGCUCCUCGACAACACCCAGUGCAAGCUCGAUGCCAGCUUGAUGUCCGAACUUGGUGCCAACGCUAUCCGCGUUUACCACGUUGAUCCUAGCAAGGAUCACGCCGAUUGCAUGAAGACCUUCGCCGACGCUGGUAUCUACCUCUUUGUUGACCUCGACACUUUCGACACCCAGAUUGAGCAGGACUCCCCUCACUGGAAUGAGACCCAACUUUCCCGUUUCGGAAAGGUCAUGGACGCGUUCCACCAGUACGACAACACGGCCGGUUUCCUUGUCGGCAACGAAGUCCUCACCACGGGCAAUGGCUCCGUCGCUGCUCCUUACGUCAAGGCCGCUGCCCGUGACCUCAAGGCUUACCGCAAGUCCAAGGGCUACCGUGAGAUCCCUGUCGGCUACUCUGCUGCCGACAUUUCCACUCUUCGUCCCAUGCUUCAGGACUACUUUUCCUGCAGCAGCAACAGCUCCGAGAAUCUUGAUUUCUUCUCGCUCAACGCCUACGAGUGGUGUGGUGAUUCAACCUAUACCCUAUCGGGCUACUCCGAGCUCCAGAAGAAUGCCUCGUCUUACAACAUCCCCAUUUUCUUUUCCGAAACUGGCUGUAACACCGUGCGUCCGCGUACGUUUGGGGACCAAGUUGCCAUCUUCGGUGACGACAUGGCAGAUACCUGGAGUGGCUCUAUUAUCUAUGAAUGGAUCGAAGAGGCAAACAACUACGGCAUCGUCAGCUAUGGCAAGAAGGUGGACGCCACAGCCGCUGAUGCUCCUCCUGAUGGCUACCCUCGCUCUGGUACCCCCACCCCGGUGAACCCAGACUUCUCCAACCUGAAGUCUCAGUGGGCCACCCUUACUCCUACAGGUGUCAAAAAGUCUGCAUACACUCCCAGCCUGACCGCUCCUGCUUGUCCUUCCUUCACGUCGAAUGUGUGGGAGGUCAACGGUGCUGUUGCUCUUCCCACGCUUGGAGCGACCUACGACGCCUCAGUCCGCAGCAGCAUCACUGCAGGUACGGCUGCUACUGGCUCUGCUACUGGCACUGCUGCUUCCGCUAGUGCGACCAAGACUGGUGCCGCGAGCCCCGCGCGUGAAGUCAAGGGCAUGGGCCUUGGUCUCGCCGGUGUUCUAGCCGGUGCCGUUUACUUCCUGUAAUCAACCUCCGACGUGGACAGGUCCACAUAUUUCCGUACAUAAACUUUCUUUUCUCUGCCACAGCUCUAUGGCGUAAUUCUUGGUUAUGUUACGACUUUGAAGUAUAGCAUAUCAAACAGCGCUCUCGGUUUCCUGGAGAACCGCCUGGACGAACGCGCAUGCAAACCUGUAAGACUAUAGAGCAUAGAGGCCAGCAUAACUUCACGAAGCUAGUGACACGAAUAAUAAACAUACAUUUUGCCUUCG
Molecule: messenger RNA, 1705 nt
Organism: Aplosporella prunicola CBS 121167
Lineage: Eukaryota; Fungi; Ascomycota; Dothideomycetes; Botryosphaeriales; Aplosporellaceae
Product: glycoside hydrolase family 72 protein
Exons: 3
Coding region: 158-1459 (433 amino acids)
Biological process (GO): fungal-type cell wall (1->3)-beta-D-glucan biosynthetic process
Cellular component (GO): cytoplasm; fungal-type cell wall
Molecular function (GO): 1,3-beta-glucanosyltransferase activity
Source: RefSeq, a predicted model, not a curated record